AUGCGUUUACAGGUUUCCGCAUCAGGAAGGAGUAGCCUCGCUGCCGCGACAAAACCUCAAGCUCACCGUGAAUGGGCUAACUUCCGCCAGAGUGGAGAUAAGCUCAUAUCAGGUGGAUUGGCCGACAAAAGAUAUUGUUACGAUGUUGCAACUUUGACGAAAUUGCCAACCUCGUACACCGAUGAUAUUAACAACGUUGGUGUAUCCAAAGCCUUCGGGUCUGCGCCGCUGUUGACCCAUUAUGUAGAGCCAUUCUCCGUAAUACAGUUUGCAACGAAAUAUGUAUUGAGCUAUCGAUUUUUUUUCAUUUACAUGGCGCGGACAACAUUCCAGGCCGUCAGACCGUUGCUUGCUUUCUGCGUAUUCGGAGAGAUUAUGAAACUUGUACUUGCAAACGUAAGCGGUGGAUUGCCAGCCUUUCUGUUCUCUUUUGUGUUGGCAUUUGAAGUCUUGUACUUCUUCUUACAGUGCUACAUUUCCUACACGUUUCUCACCAUGUUCUUCACUUGCAAGGUUGAGGAAGAUAUAUAUCAUAUUGAAGGGUUUAGGGUGCGAACGGGUGUCAUGGGGAAAUUAAAGCUUUGUGAGGAUGCAGUAUUAACAUCAAGUAAUCUGUCUUACUCCUGCGGUGGAUCUACGAACCAAAUACUUCUAUCAAACAUCACUCAAUGUGAGUUAAAGAGGCAUAGGCUGCAGCGUGCCAUCAAAAUUACUUGUACUGAUUCGAUUUUUUUUCUAACAUGUGAUGAUGUUAGCAGCUUACACCAAGAAUUGACCAAAGCCCUGAUAUUUCACGAUAACAGCAAUGUAAUUAGGCGAUCUGGUGGUUUGGGGGGAGUCAGUCGUGUUGUAAGCAUGAAAAAUGAGAUGGUAGAGGACGCUAAUUCGCUUAGAAUAAAUGCAAUGACCGACCUUGCCAUGCUAAAAAAAAAGUCGCAAAAAAUUCGUUCUAUGGCACACCAUUUACAAACGGGACACCGUAGUCUCUCAAAAACUUUUGAGGCCCUGAAUCUGCGUAUCUUCGAAGACUCUCCACGGCUUGCAGGUUCUGAUGUUGAAGAAAUUAUACUGCGUGUGAUGAAGAACGGUGAUUUUAUCCUACUACAGGAUCUUUUUUGCGUAGUAAACCGUAUGCGGCUCUGCAAACUAUUAACUCCGGCUGAAGUACGAUCUCAUGUAGAGCGCAUUCAAGAGGAAGGAAAGUGUAAGAUGGUCGAUAUACAUGGUGUUGAAAUCAUUUUCACUGACAAGUCGGCACGUUUCUUAAAGGCCAUUGCACAGACGGUCGCCGAGGCGCCCACAACACCUUAUCAGUUUGCUGAGGCCCAAAAAAUAACCCUUAUUCAAGCGGAAUACCAGCUACUAUAUGCUGAAAUGAAAGGCGUGGUAACACGGGACGACGAAACCUACCGUAUUCGAUACUAUCACAACCCAUUUUCGCAACAAGCACACGUUACGUAG
Messenger RNA from Babesia bigemina, 1461 nucleotides. RefSeq lists its product as hypothetical. Gene Ontology annotation, biological process: protein transport to vacuole involved in ubiquitin-dependent protein catabolic process via the multivesicular body sorting pathway. Gene Ontology annotation, molecular function: ubiquitin binding. The transcript is spliced from 3 exons. The record is from RefSeq and is a predicted model, not a curated record. The coding region runs from base 1 to 1461 and encodes 486 amino acids. NCBI's taxonomy places the organism in Eukaryota, Apicomplexa, Aconoidasida, Piroplasmida, Babesiidae. Gene Ontology annotation, cellular component: ESCRT II complex; late endosome membrane.